Messenger RNA from Parastagonospora nodorum SN15, 1083 nucleotides. RefSeq lists its product as hypothetical. The transcript has a single exon. The record is from RefSeq and is a predicted model, not a curated record. Bases 1 to 1083 code for a protein of 360 amino acids. NCBI's taxonomy places the organism in Eukaryota, Fungi, Ascomycota, Dothideomycetes, Pleosporales, Phaeosphaeriaceae.
AUGUCCAUAGUCGACCCGAAUGCGCCAAAGACGACUCCAGCACCAAAACCAGCCGUGCCCGCUGCAGCCCCGAAGCCUGCUCCGCGGCCUACUGGGGGUGCAAAUGGUGUCGCUCAGUCUCCACAGCUGAAGCGAAAGGCGUCUGGUCCUGUUGAAAGCAGCCAGGUCAAGCUUCAGAGGAAGGACGGUUCAGGACAGCCAGCGCAAGGGAAUGUUGCAGGACGUCCCAUGGCGACACCAGGCGCGGGAAGGCCAAAUCCGCCACCCGCGCUCACCACAGUCCCAUAUCGUGGAACAGCAGCACCAGCGGGCACCAGGGUCGCAAGUCCAGUUGUGAAGAAGCCUAUUUCGCAAGCAAACACACCAUCUGGCCCGCCCAAGGCAGCAGCCCCGGCUCCGAAACCUGCCCCACCAGCUGCCGCGUCAUCAGCAGCAGCCUCUGCUGCCCCAAAGAAGGGAUAUCUGGCCCUACUACAGAAAGCAAAAGAGAAGGAUGCAACUAAGCCUCCCGCUCCUCCAGUGCAGAAUGGUCCAACCAAGAUCCUUACCAAGAAAGAGCGCUUGGCAUUGAGGGCUGAAGCUAGCGCAGUUGCCAAGGGCAAGAAGCCAGUCGCUGGAGCACCACAGAGACCUACAGAUGCGAAAGGUGCCCCGGUUCCAGAGAAGAAGAAGCCUCUGGAUGUGGGCUACCAGGGCACAGCACGCCCCACGAAGCAGCCUGUCCCGGUCGGAUACAAAGGUACAGCGCGGCCAACAAGUGCGCCUGCUUCCACCAGCCGGAAUGGAACGCCUGCCGCAAGGUCGAAACCCCAACCUGCCAAAGGUCGCUACGACGGAUAUGCAGAUUGGUCCGAUCUUGACGACAUGGAUGACGAAGAGGAGGACUAUGCCUCCGAUGGGUCGUCCGACAUGGAGGGUGGCGUAUGGGACCUGCAAGAAGAGGAGCAGAUGGCGCUCAAGGUGGCUAAGAAAGAGGACGCCGAGGCACUCGCAGAAGAGAACAGACUCAAACGUGAGAAAGAGGAACGAAAACGAAGGCUUGCGGCUCUUGAAAAGAAAGCUGCUGCCAAGAGGAAGUAUUGA